Exserohilum turcica Et28A is the source of this 639-nucleotide messenger RNA. RefSeq lists its product as uncharacterized. Bases 53 to 247 code for a protein of 64 amino acids. The transcript has a single exon. The record is from RefSeq and is a predicted model, not a curated record. NCBI's taxonomy places the organism in Eukaryota, Fungi, Ascomycota, Dothideomycetes, Pleosporales, Pleosporaceae.
CUCCGCUUUGCGGCCCCGUGGCCGGGCAUCGCGCGCCUCGCGCGCUGUCCCCAUGCCCGCCUGCACCGCCGCAGUGUGGCACGACGCAUCGGGGGCAUCGCCCUCCCACCACUCUGUCAGCUCGCGCCUAGACAGCCUCUUCUUCCCCACCAGCGCUGGGCCGCUUGCAUCGGCGAUGCGCCCUGUCCAAUCUACACAAGACAAUCGGCCGGUGGGCCCACGACAUGGCUACAGAGGCGGCGCAUGAGGCGCGGGCUCGCAAUUGGGCUCGCAAUUGGGCUUGUUUGUCGCUUGUAAAAUUUGCCUGAGCAGCUGGCGGGCCUCGCAAACGGCCGGGCCUGGGGCGCCAGGAGCAAACGACGGCGGGCUGUUCCAUGGCGCGCGCCUCUGCUGCACUGGCUCAUUGCGCGCUGCACCCCAAGCAGCCUCAGCUCUGCCUCUCUGGGAAAGCCAUAGCUUCCUCGGCAGCACACUGGCGUCAUUGGCUGCCAGCGUGGCUUACCUAAUUCGCUGGACCCUGAUCCUAGCGUAAAAAAAGUUCCAAUCCCCACCUCAAGAUUGUGCGACACAGCGCUCUUCUUCCACCACUGUCAAUAUUGGUCUGCGCGGUUCGGCGAGAGACCACAGCAGGCAAGCUUU